This is a messenger RNA of Sesamum indicum (sesame), 1043 nucleotides long. The record is from RefSeq and is a predicted model, not a curated record. NCBI's taxonomy places the organism in Eukaryota, Viridiplantae, Streptophyta, Magnoliopsida, Lamiales, Pedaliaceae.
AAUCUCUAUGGUAUUAGAGAGGCUUAGUCUUUAAAGCAACCUAUUAACAAUAAUUGUAUGCAAAGAAAGUUCAAUGCACUGUGGGGGCUCCUUCAUGAUCUAAACCAUAUUUGUCAACUCAAGACAAUUUUUCCCUACUUACAAUGUUUUUAUGGUAAAGUCCCCAUUUUCUCCUUCCUAGGAAGCAUAUAUGCAAGGAAAGAUGGCGUAGUCCUAUCAUUGUUGUAAGUUUAUGUUGGCAAAUCCUUUUCCUAGCACCAUCUCCAAAACCCCUCCUUUCAUCACUCUUUCACAAGAUGAAAACCAGCUUUUUCUCUUGGCUCUAUCUGUGAUCUUUUCUCUCAGGCUGCUGAUUACAUACUCAUAAGUCAUAGCACAGAAGCAUGUCCCUGGUAAGAUGGAAGAAGGAUGACCUAACAACGAUGACGGCAACGACAGGGGUGAAAGGCAGUCGCCCUGAUCGAACCACCCUCGCUGCGGUCGAGUCGUUGGCCGUACCUCUGGUGCAAGAAGUGGUGUUUUUAGCAGAUUUCCGGUGUGCCAGGUGCCAGAAGAGGGUGGCUGAGAUUAUGGCCAAAAUGAAUGGAGAGACUCAAUCUGUGGUGGUUAGCGUUCUGGAGAAGAAGGUAACACUCACUUGUUCAUAUCCAAAUGCUGAUAAAUUGCCCGGACGACAAGUUGCUGCUGUGUGCAGGAGUUCAUGGAGCAAGGUUUCCCUGAUCGUGCGCCUCUUUCGCUCUUCCUGCACUUAACUGCCUAACCAAAACGAUUCCACAGCAGAAGAAUUACUUACUUGAAAUAUAUAUACGUACAAAGAUUCCAAAUUUACUCGUAUAGAGCUGUUAGUACAACACUAUACAGGUGUAAAUAACCUUUUGGGCAGCGUUUUGACAACGUUUGGACAGUGAUUCACAGAGAUUAGGGCCUGUUUUGGUAAUAGAAAAUUCUUACUUUGGUGUUAAAUUCUUGUCUCUUACUGUUGUUCUGUUGUGAACUUUUAUGGGGGGAAAUAAGAAAUAAGUGGAGUAAAGCUUGUCAUCUCA